AUGCCUUUCGGGGAGCUGAGAAGCGCGUCGGGAAGCAGCGGCGGCGGCGGCGGCUGCGACAGGUGCGGCCGCUGUUGCAAGAAACGCGAGGUCAGAGCGCUGCACUGCCUCUGCGGGCUGGGUUUCCUGGGGAUGUUCCUCUUGGCUCUGCCGGUACUGUACUUGAUCCGAGACAAGGUGGCGGAAAAAGCAGCGCCCGAGGAGAUCCCGAUGGAAAGGAUGCCCGCUGCCCAAAAACAGCAAGGGAAUCCACCUUGCCCCAACUGCUAUCCUACAACCCGGCCAAGUGUUCAUGCACGAGUCAAUUCUAAAGUCUCAAGGACAACAUGUGUGAAUGUGAGUAAGGACGGAUCAAGCCUCCUUUGGGAGAUUCCUCCCGAAGAGAACCAGUUCCAACUGGAUGAGGAAAAUAUUUCUUUCAUCAUCCCCAAAGACGGACGAUAUUUUGUCUACUCUCAAGUGACAUUUUCCUGCUCUAGGUGCAAUUGUGAAGAAGGCAUUUGCUGCGGGAAGAAAGCGAAAGGUGCAAAAACUGUGUGGCAGAAGAUCGGGUACAAAACUGUAGGGUAUCCUGAACCGAAUGACUUGAUCAUAUCCAUCAGUUCCAUCAAUGAGACCAAAUCGCUUAAAAGCCUUUAUCUGGCGAGAAUCAUGUUGCUAACGAAAGGAGACAAACUUCUGGUGUAUGUUUCCAACCCUGCAAUGGUACAGGCGGAUAUACGAUACACCUUUUUUGGCGCGUAUUUCAUUAGCUAAAGAGUCCACCGCCUAGCAUUAGCGUCAGGGUUGUAUUGGAGUCGGUUGGUGGGUUUGGCUAAGCUAGGCACUGUUGAAACCAAAGGGGGGAAAAAAAUUGAAAGGAAACUCACGGCUAAGAUGACUUUGACCAAAUGUCCCCAGCUCAUUGGAAAAUAUUCCUUGCUUCCGCUUCUGAAGGAGAGCAAAGAGAAAGU
Notechis scutatus (mainland tiger snake) is the source of this 953-nucleotide messenger RNA. It is a transcript of the gene TNFSF15, whose product is annotated as TNF superfamily member 15. Lineage: Eukaryota; Metazoa; Chordata; Lepidosauria; Squamata; Elapidae. Gene Ontology annotation, molecular function: tumor necrosis factor receptor binding. Gene Ontology annotation, biological process: immune response. Gene Ontology annotation, cellular component: membrane. The record is from RefSeq and is a predicted model, not a curated record.